AUGGGUAAAGGAAAGCCACGUGGUUUGAACGCCGCCCGCAAGCUCCAGGCUCACCGCAAGGAUCAGCGCUGGGCUGACGACCACUUCAAGAAGCGUCUCCUCGGAACCGCCUUCAAGUCUUCUCCCUUCGGUGGUGCUUCCCACGCCAAGGGUAUCGUCCUUGAGAAGGUCGGUGUUGAGGCCAAGCAGCCCAACUCCGCUAUUCGCAAGUGUGUCAAGGUCCAGCUCAUCAAGAACGGAAAGAAGGUCGCUGCUUUCGUCCCCAAUGACGGUUGUCUGAACUUCAUCGACGAGAACGACGAGGUCCUCCUUGCCGGUUUCGGUCGUAAGGGUAAGGCCAAGGGUGAUAUUCCCGGUGUCCGUUUCAAGGUCGUCAAGGUCUCCGGUGUCGGUCUCGCCGCUCUCUGGCGCGAGAAGAAGGAGAAGCCCCGCUCUUAA
Penicillium nucicola is the source of this 438-nucleotide messenger RNA. RefSeq names its product 40S ribosomal protein uS12 (gene rps23). NCBI's taxonomy places the organism in Eukaryota, Fungi, Ascomycota, Eurotiomycetes, Eurotiales, Aspergillaceae. Bases 1 to 438 code for a protein of 145 amino acids. Gene Ontology annotation, cellular component: cytosolic small ribosomal subunit; ribosome. The transcript has 2 exons. Gene Ontology annotation, molecular function: structural constituent of ribosome. Gene Ontology annotation, biological process: translation. The record is from RefSeq and is a predicted model, not a curated record.